CAUAUGAUAUUCGACAUCACUGCCAUGCCAUGGCGCUCUCUCUAUCGUCGUCAGUGAACCCAACUAGUACUUGUUCCUCUUCUUUUAGCUUCAAUGCUCCUCAGUGCUUUCUUCACUCUUCCAGAACAUGCAGAGCUCACAGGUUCAGAGUUUCAUGCAAGACUGUUCAAAUUGAGACUCAGCAGCAGCCCCAAAGAAUCAAAGUUGCUAUUACAAAGAAGAAGAGGAAGCCGAAGCCAAGCUUCUAUCAGCAAAUUCAGGACAAAUGGUCCAUGAAAGUGGGUUCCCCAAGAGACAAAUUUCCAUGGCAGAAACAGGAGGAAUCAGAAGAAGAAGAAGAAAGGGAAAGUCAGGAAUCAGAGGUUAGAGUGUCUAAACCAGUUAUUCAAGAAGUGAGCUUUUCUUUGCCAAAUUCUGUAAAGUAUGCUCCUUGGGCUCAUAGAAGCACACCCAUUAAGCCCCAGAUUGAUUAUCAGCCUGAAACUUAUGAACCCAUUGUUGAACAUAGUGGCAUUGAUUCUACUAAUGGUUACAGUAAAGCUAAAAACUUUAGGCAAGAAUUUGAUGGUAGUGGUAAAUUGGAUAGGGAAAUUGAUCAAGUUUCAGUUGGGUUUUCGAAACAGAAAGAGGAAGAAGUUGAUAGAAAUGGGAAAUUGGAGAGAGCAAUUGAUGGGGUUUCAAAAGAGGAAAAGAUAAUAAUUUCGAAAAGCUUUGAACAUAGAAAUGGCAAAUUGGAGGGACAGAUUGAUGGAAUUUCAGUUGGUGUUUCAAAAAAGGAGGAGAUGGUGAUUUCAAAAGGCUUAAUUGGGGCUGCUGUGGGUGAAAUUCUAUCUGGGGAUAGAGAAAAUGAUGAAAAUGUGGAACCUUUUGUGUCUUCUGGUCGUGAUUCUCGAGCUUCUACUCGGUUGCCUUGGGAGAGAGAAGGUGAAUUGGGUAAUGGGGAAGGUGGUAAGACAAGAAAGAAGUGGAGUAAUACGCUUUCGGCUGAGGCAUCCCUUCCGGAGCAUGAGUUGAAGAGGCUAAGGAAUGUUUCUUUGAGGAUGCUGGAAAGGACUAAAGUCGGAGCUGCCGGUAUUACACAGGGUUUGGUGGAUGCUAUACAUGAGAAGUGGAAGGUGGAUGAAGUGGUCAAGUUGAAGUUUGAGGAGCCACUCUCACUUAACAUGAAAAGAACUCAUGGCAUUUUAGAGAGUAAAACUGGAGGUUUGGUUAUAUGGAGAUCAGGCAGUUCAGUAGUGUUAUACAGGGGAAUAUCAUACAAUCUUCCGUGUGUAAAGUCAUAUACCAAACAGAGCCAGACUGGUUCACAUAUGUUACAAGACUCGGAGGAUAACAUCACGAGUGAUGGCACACAGAAUGUAGGACUGAAGGAUGUGGCUAGUACUGCAGAGCUUUUCAGCUCAAAUUCUCCAAAGUAUUUGAAGGAUUUAUCUAAAAGAGAACUCAUGGAGUUGAGCGAUCUAAACCAUUUGUUAGAUGAGUUGGGUCCACGGUUUAAGGAUUGGAUAGGCUGUGAGCCAUUGCCUGUGGAUGCUGACUUACUUCCUGCGGUGGUUCCUGGAUAUCAAACACCCUUUAGACUUCUCCCUUAUGGGGUAAGAAGUGGUCUGAGAGACAAGGACAUGACAAAAUUCCGUAGGCUUGCUAGAGCUGCACCUCCACACUUUGCUCUAGGAAGGAGUAAAGAACUGCAAGGUCUGGCUACAGCUAUGGUGAAGCUGUGGGAGAAAUGUGCUAUUGCAAAGAUAGCCAUCAAACGCGGAGUACAGAAUACACGUAAUGAAAGAAUGGCAGAGGAACUCAAGAAAUUGACUGGGGGUACACUUCUCUCUAGAAACAAAGAUUAUAUUGUCUUUUACAGGGGCAAUGACUUCUUGCCAUCUGUUGUUACUGGAGUACUGAAAGAGAGGAGAAAAUUGAGAGAUCUCCAACAAGAUGAGGAGGAACAAGCACGACAAAUGACCUCUGACUACAUUGAGUCAAGAUCAAAAGCUUCUAAUGGCCAAUUGGUUGCUGGAACCCUUGCCGAGACCAUGGCAGCGACCACUCGCUGGAAAAACCAGCUGACGAUUGAAGAUGUCAAUAAAAUGACGAGAGAUUCAACUUUGGUUAAAGGUGCAUCGCUAGUCAGACACCUCGAGAAGAAACUGGCUUUUGCAAAAGGGAAGCUCAAAAAGGCUGAGAAGGCUUUAGCAAAAGUGCAGGAAAAGUUGGUCCCAGCAGAUCUGCCGGAUGAUCUGGAAAUCCUAACGGAUGAGGACAGGUUCUUGUUUCGUAAGAUUGGUCUCAGUAUGAAACCCUUCCUACUUUUAGGGAGGCGAGAUGUUUACUCUGGUACCAUAGAGAACAUGCACUUGCACUGGAAACAUAGAGAGUUGGUGAAGAUAAUAGUGAGAGGAAAAAGUUUUCAGCAAGUCAAGCAUAUAGCAAUCUCCUUGGAAGCGGAGAGUGGUGGGCUGCUAGUAUCUCUAGAUAAAACUACCAAAGGGUAUGCAAUUAUUGUAUAUCGUGGGAAGAACUAUCAAUGUCCUCUUCCAUUAAGGCCUAGGAAUCUAUUGACAAGAAGGCAGGCAUUAGCUCGGUCAAUUGAACUACAGAGACGCGAGGGAUUGAAGCAUCAUCUCUCAGAUUUACAGGAGAGAAUUGAGUUGUUGAAAUCUGAACUAGAGGAAAUGGAAAAUGGGAGGAUGGUUGAUGAUGGAAGAACCUUGCGUUCAACAUUAGAUGAUUCUCUUUUCUCCAGUGACAGUGAAGAGGACGAAGGGGAAGAAGCAUAUCUUGAAGUAUAUGAUAGUGGCAAUGAGGAUAACUGUGAUGAACAUGAGGUUGUUGAACCAGUUUAGUAUUCCACCAGCUGAUUGUUAAUUCAGAGAUGACAUUGCUGGUGUUUGCAAAGAACAUGAGUAGUUCUACAUAGCUGAGGGAAUGCACGAGUUGGCACAAAAGAAUGGUUCUUGAUAUUUCGUAAACUCCUCAAAAUGAUCGCAGAGGUCCAAGCAUUUAUUUAGCUAGCAAUGAGGUAUAUCAGCUACUAUCUAUCCAGCAAUUCAAUUAUUGAUACUUCAGAGGCGAAGAUUGUAGAUGUCUGUAAAGAAGAUAAAGAGCUUCAUAUUGCCAAAGAAAACAAGAUGUUGGUACUGCAGUUUUCAUUGUAAGUUGAUUGUAAAUAGAAUGAUUUGUGCCACAUUACUGGUAGUUAGCCAGUUUAUGCUGCCAAAAUAUGUUUGAUGUUUC
Rosa rugosa (rugosa rose) is the source of this 3234-nucleotide messenger RNA. RefSeq names its product CRM-domain containing factor CFM3, chloroplastic/mitochondrial-like. Bases 30 to 2843 code for a protein of 937 amino acids. Gene Ontology annotation, molecular function: mRNA binding. The transcript is spliced from 9 exons. Lineage: Eukaryota; Viridiplantae; Streptophyta; Magnoliopsida; Rosales; Rosaceae. The record is from RefSeq and is a predicted model, not a curated record. Gene Ontology annotation, biological process: RNA splicing, via transesterification reactions.